Messenger RNA from Alligator sinensis (Chinese alligator), 1250 nucleotides. It is a transcript of the gene ACTRT3, whose product is annotated as actin related protein T3. The coding region runs from base 34 to 1155 and encodes 373 amino acids. The transcript is spliced from 2 exons. Lineage: Eukaryota; Metazoa; Chordata; Crocodylia; Alligatoridae. The record is from RefSeq and is a predicted model, not a curated record.
UGGGAAGAGGCAGGUGGAAAGCCACCACCUGUGAUGGGGGACCUACCAACAGCUAUAGUUAUAGACAAUGGGUCCGGGCUGAUCAAAGCAGGCAUAUCUGGGGACAAGGAGCCUCGUUUCAUCUACACCAAUGUGACCGGACGGCCCAAGGUCAAGGCUGUGAUGCUGGGGGCUGGCCAGAAGACCCUCUACAUUGGAGAUGAGGCACAGGCCAAGAGAGGGAUCCUCUCCAUCAGGUACCCAGUGGAGCAUGGGAUUGUUACAUCCUGGGCAGAUAUGGAAGCUGUGUGGAAGAACGUCUACGAUAACGACCUGAAGAUAGCGGCGAGUGAGAAGCCAGUACUGUUGACUGAGGCACCACUAAACCCACUCACUAAUCGAGAACAUAUGACUAAAGUGCUCUUUGAGCGCUUCGAGGUGCCGUUCAUGUAUGUGGCUGUCCAGGCUGUGCUGGCUCUUUAUGCUUCAGGCUACACCACAGGCUGUGUGAUGGACUCUGGUGAUGGUGUCACCCACAUUGUACCAAUCUUUGAGGGCUACUGCUUGUCCCACGCAGUUCUGCGACUAGACGUGGCUGGCCGUGACCUCACAGACUACCUGAUGCGGAUUCUGAAGGAGAGCGGUAUCUCCAUGGUCAGCACGGCUGAGAGAGAAAUUGUACGGGACAUGAAGGAGACCCUGUGUUACGUAUCCCUGAACCCACAGGAGGAGAUGGCUAAAAAGCCUGCCGAGGUGGAGAAAACAUACAGGCUCCCCGAUGGGCAGAUCGUUAAAGUCCAUAACCAAACUUUCCGUUGUCCCGAGACCCUCUUCCGCCCAUCAAACAUCGGUAUGGAAGCACCAGGGAUUGACAAGCUCUGCUUCAACUCCAUCAUGAAGUGUGACAUUGACCUGAGGACCUCCUUUUUCUCCAACAUCAUCUUGUCUGGUGGUUCCAGCCUCUUCCCCGGCAUGCCUGAACGCUUGCACAAAGAGUUGGUUCGCAUGGUCCCCGCAGACACGGAGGUGAAGAUCGUGGCUCCCCCCGACAGGAAGCUCUCUGUUUGGAUGGGUGGCUCCAUCCUCUCUUCCCUCUCUGCCUUUGAGAAGAUGUGGAUCACCAUGGCAGAGUACAAGGAAGUGGGGCCUAACAUAGUGCACAGAAAGUGCUUCUAAAACCCAGGUGUUUUUAAGGAGAUGCGGCCAAACGUGUGAUAAGAACAGAAAGGCGCUCCACGGUGCUGAGCCCAAAGCAACGGUGGCUUAUGCCA